This is a messenger RNA of Leishmania major strain Friedlin, 8346 nucleotides long. RefSeq lists its product as hypothetical. NCBI's taxonomy places the organism in Eukaryota, Euglenozoa, Kinetoplastea, Trypanosomatida, Trypanosomatidae. The transcript has a single exon. The record is from RefSeq and is a predicted model, not a curated record. The coding region runs from base 1 to 8346 and encodes 2781 amino acids.
AUGCAACCGCCGCCGUUGUCGUCACUGCAGCGGGGCGACAGUCCACAGAAAAUUGUGUGCGCACAGCGUGCUCAUGAUGCCAUUUCAGCUCUGGCUUCGGGUCAUCGAAGCGCGUCAUCGCUGCCGGUAGCGCGAGCUACGGAGGCAGCCGAAAAAGCUAGGCCGUCGACAUCGCGGGUGCUAGCAGGGCCUUCUCGACUUCUAGGGCAGCAGCAACAGGCACCGGCAACCUGCCAGCGCCUUCAGCGACGAGGUGACGUGGACACGUUACCUGCGAUUGGCCACCUUCAGGCUGCGCGCCGUGUGACCAACACGGACUGGUUUCAUCCCUUACGUGCCUUGGAGCGGCAACGGCAGACGGCGGCAGAGGCAUACAUCCCCUAUACCAUCGCUGCGGCAGAGGCCGAGGAUGCCCAGCGAGCUAGACUUGCGCUCGCACCAAUGCCACUGGACUGGGGUUGCUGUGAAGCGAAAUACGCAGACGAUCUCAGCGUUCAGCGGCCUUCCUCUGCCAAGGCGCACCGAGAUGUCGACGCGGUGAUACCCGCGCAGACGCGUCUCUCGAAUGUUGGCCUCCUUCGCCGGUUGUCCUUCGUCGCCACAGAACCAUCGCCGCGAAGGCUCCUCACUCGUGAGCCUCCAUCGAGAUCCUGUCGGGGUGGCGGUUCUUGUUUCUCAGCUGCACACCCCACCACCUCGCGUUGUGGCGCUAGCGUGCACACGGGGACCAAGGAUGAAAUGGCUGAUACGCUGACUGAAAAGGUCGAUGCGGUAACUCCAACGCGGGAAAGCCUGGCAGACAUGCCGGCCUUACCGGCACUGGAGAGCGCUGCGGACUUGGAUGCGCACCUACGCUGCAUCUCUCGGCAGUACGCGCGACUCGACCGUUUGCUCAGAGGCUACAGCACCCCAGACGACCACGACGUCGUUGCUUUCCGCGUGGUGCCUACCGAGACACCGGCGCCGCUGCCACAAGAGCCGGCGCCGCCUUGCCUCUACCCACAACCGCCCCCCUUCACCAGUGUCGUGAGGCUCGUCGUACAGCCGUCCAUUCAGCUUUCGCUGCAUUCCUCUCUCUCCCUUGGGGCCCCAUUCAGCUCCUUUUAUAUCACGCCCGCAGUGCAGCUCACACGCCUUUCGGCCACGCAGGUGCAAGGACUGCCCUCCUUCGCUUCGCUGACUGCCGCCACGUCUGGUGCAGUCAGCACACCCCUGACCAGUGCAAACACCGCCCUUCGCCACUUCCGCGCCGGAAAACGACUACCGCAGCACCCCCGCCACUGGCACAGCGUAAGCUAUCAAGACCUCUCCAACCGCCACUCUGAACACCACCCCACCUCCGCCAGAACACCUCCAUACACCGGCGCACAUGACGCACGCUUUCGGCGUCACUCUGCGUGCCUCAUGGAGGGGCCCUUUCACAACCUCCUCUACCAUGAGCAGCACCAGCGCUCACAAAUCGACGCAGAUGCCCACCGCGCCCUCAGCACCGUACGCACCUUGCACACCCAGUACUGCCAGUACUUGGAAGUGACCCGUAGUCAGCAAAAGACCUGCGAAACAGCCCCCGAAAUACACGAGAUCUCGCGCCUCGUUCCUCGUUAUUCAUCCAAAAAAAUAGAAAACAGGCAAACAGGCAACCAUCAUCACCGUCAGCUGCUAAACUUCUCCCACCCAAACUUCACCAAAAAACCCGCCAGUGCCACCCACGCUGGUGCUCCGCAGGAGGCGUACGAGGACGUGGAGGAGGCUUGCCGCGCUGGUGCUCCGCAGGAGGCGUACGAGGACGUGGAGGAGGUUGGCCACGCUGGUGCUCCGCAGGAGGCGUACGAGGACGUGGAGGAGGCUGGCCACGCUGGUGCUCCGCAGGAGGCGUACGAGGACGUGGAGGAGGCUUGCCGCGCUGGUGCUCCGCAGGAGGCGUACGAGGACGUGGAGGAGGCUUGCCGCGCUGGUGCUCCGCAGGAGGCGUACGAGGACGUGGAGGAGGCUUGCCGCGCUGGUGCUCCGCAGGAGGCGUACGAGGACGUGGAGGAGGCUGGCCACGCUGGUGCUCCGCAGGAGGCGUACGAGGACGUGGAGGAGGCUUGCCGCGCUGGUGCUCCGCAGGAGGCGUACGAGGACGUGGAGGAGGCUUGCCGCGCUGGUGCUCCGCAGGAGGCGUACGAGGACGUGGAGGAGGCUGGCCACGCUGGUGCUCCGCAGGAGGCGUACGAGGACGUGGAGGAGGCUGGCCACGCUGGUGCUCCGCAGGAGGCGUACGAGGACGUGGAGGAGGUUGGCCACGCUGGUGCUCCGCAGGAGGCGUACGAGGACGUGGAGGAGGCUGGCCGCGCUGGUGCUCCGCAGGAGGCGUACGAGGACGUGGAGGAGGCUUGCCGCGCUGGUGCUCCGCAGGAGGCGUACGAGGACGUGGAGGAGGCUUGCCGCGCUGGUGCUCCGCAGGAGGCGUACGAGGACGUGGAGGAGGCUUGCCGCGCUGGUGCUCCGCAGGAGGCGUACGAGGACGUGGAGGAGGCUUGCCGCGCUGGUGCUCCGCAGGAGGCGUACGAGGACGUGGAGGAGGCUUGCCGCGCUCGUGCUCCGCAGGAGGCGUACGAGGACGUGGAGGAGGCUGGCCACGCUGGUGCUCCGCAGGAGGCGUACGAGGACGUGGAGGAGGUUGGCCGCGCUGGUGCUCCGCAGGAGGCGUACGAGGACGUGGAGGAGGCUUGCCGCGCUGGUGCUCCGCAGGAGGCGUACGAAGACGUGGAGGAGGCUUGCCACGCUGGUGCUCCGCAGGAGGCGUACGAGGACGUGGAGGAGGCUGGCCACGCUGGUGCUCCGCAGGAGGCGUACGAGGACGUGGAGGAGGCUUGCCGCGCUGGUGCUCCGCAGGAGGCGUACGAGGACGUGGAGGAGGCUUGCCGCGCUGGUGCUCCGCAGGAGGCGUACGAGGACGUGGAGGAGGCUUGCCGCGCUGGUGCUCCGCAGGAGGCGUACGAGGACGUGGAGGAGGCUUGCCGCGCUGGUGCUCCGCAGGAGGCGUACGAGGACGUGGAGGAGGCUUGCCGCGCUCGUGCUCCGCAGGAGGCGUACGAGGACGUGGAGGAGGUUGGCCACGCUGGUGCUCCGCAGGAGGCGUACGAGGACGUGGAGGAGGCUUGCCGCGCUGGUGCUCCGCAGGAGGCGUACGAGGACGUGGAGGAGGCUGGCCGCGCUGGUGCUCCGCAGGAGGCGUACGAGGACGUGGAGGAGGCUGGCCACGCUGGUGCUCCGCAGGAGGCGUACGAGGACGUGGAGGAGGUUGGCCACGCUGGUGCUCCGCAGGAGGCGUACGAGGACGUGGAGGAGGCUUGCCGCGCUGGUGCUCCGCAGGAGGCGUACGAGGACGUGGAGGAGGUUGGCCACGCUGGUGCUCCGCAGGAGGCGUACGAGGACGUGGAGGAGGCUUGCCGCGCUGGUGCUCCGCAGGAGGCGUACGAGGACGUGGAGGAGGUUGGCCGCGCUGGUGCUCCGCAGGAGGCGUACGAGGACGUGGAGGAGGCUUGCCGCGCUGGUGCUCCGCAGGAGGCGUACGAGGACGUGGAGGAGGCUGGCCGCGCUGGUGCUCUGCAGGAGGCGUACGAGGACGUGGAGGAGGCUUGCCGCGCUGGUGCUCCGCAGGAGGCGUACGAGGACGUGGAGGAGGCUUGCCGCGCUGGUGCUCCGCAGGAGGCGUACGAGGACGUGGAGGAGGCUUGCCGCGCUGGUGCUCCGCAGGAGGCGUACGAGGACGUGGAGGAGGCUGGCCACGCUGGUGCUCCGCAGGAGGCGUACGAGGACGUGGAGGAGGCUUGCCGCGCUCGUGCUCCGCAGGAGGCGUACGAGGACGUGGAGGAGGUUGGCCACGCUGGUGCUCCGCAGGAGGCGUACGAGGACGUGGAGGAGGCUUGCCGCGCUCGUGCUCCGCAGGAGGCGUACGAGGACGUGGAGGAGGUUGGCCACGCUGGUGCUCCGCAGGAGGCGUACGAGGACGUGGAGGAGGUUGGCCGCGCUGGUGCUCCGCAGGAGGCGUACGAGGACGUGGAGGAGGCUUGCCGCGCUCGUGCUCCGCAGGAGGCGUACGAGGACGUGGAGGAGGCUUGCCGCGCUGGUGCUCCGCAGGAGGCGUACGAGGACGUGGAGGAGGUUGGCCACGCUGGUGCUCCGCAGGAGGCGUACGAGGACGUGGAGGAGGCUUGCCGCGCUGGUGCUCCGCAGGAGGCGUACGAGGACGUGGAGGAGGCUGGCCACGCUGGUGCUCCGCAGGAGGCGUACGAGGACGUGGAGGAGGCUUGCCGCGCUGGUGCUCCGCAGGAGGCGUACGAGGACGUGGAGGAGGUUGGCCACGCUGGUGCUCCGCAGGAGGCGUACGAGGACGUGGAGGAGGUUGGCCGCGCUGGUGCUCCGCAGGAGGCGUACGAGGACGUGGAGGAGGCUUGCCGCGCUGGUGCUCCGCAGGAGGCGUACGAGGACGUGGAGGAGGCUUGCCGCGCUGGUGCUCCGCAGGAGGCGUACGAGGACGUGGAGGAGGUUGGCCGCGCUGGUGCUCCGCAGGAGGCGUACGAGGACGUGGAGGAGGCUUGCCGCGCUGGUGCUCCGCAGGAGGCGUACGAGGACGUGGAGGAGGUUGGCCACGCUGGUGCUCCGCAGGAGGCGUACGAGGACGUGGAGGAGGCUUGCCGCGCUGGUGCUCUGCAGGAGGCGUACGAGGACGUGGAGGAGGCUGGCCACGCUGGUGCUCCGCAGGAGGCGUACGAGGACGUGGAGGAGGCUGGCCACGCUGGUGCUCCGCAGGAGGCGUACGAGGACGUGGAGGAGGCUGGCCACGCUGGUGCUCCGCAGGAGGCGUACGAGGACGUGGAGGAGGUUGGCCACGCUGGUGCUCCGCAGGAGGCGUACGAGGACGUGGAGGAGGCUUGCCGCGCUGGUGCUCCGCAGGAGGCGUACGAGGACGUGGAGGAGGUUGGCCACGCUGGUGCUCCGCAGGAGGCGUACGAGGACGUGGAGGAGGUUGGCCACGCUGGUGCUCCGCAGGAGGCGUACGAGGACGUGGAGGAGGCUGGCCGCGCUGGUGCUCCGCAGGAGGCGUACGAGGACGUGGAGGAGGCUUGCCGCGCUGGUGCUCCGCAGGAGGCGUACGAGGACGUGGAGGAGGCUUGCCGCGCUGGUGCUCCGCAGGAGGCGUACGAGGACGUGGAGGAGGCUGGCCACGCUGGUGCUCCGCAGGAGGCGUACGAGGACGUGGAGGAGGCUUGCCGCGCUGGUGCUCCGCAGGAGGCGUACGAGGACGUGGAGGAGGCUUGCCGCGCUGGUGCUCCGCAGGAGGCGUACGAGGACGUGGAGGAGGCUGGCCGCGCUGGUGCUCCGCAGGAGGCGUACGAGGACGUGGAGGAGGCUGGCCACGCUGGUGCUCCGCAGGAGGCGUACGAGGACGUGGAGGAGGUUGGCCACGCUGGUGCUCCGCAGGAGGCGUACGAGGACGUGGAGGAGGCUUGCCGCGCUGGUGCUCCGCAGGAGGCGUACGAGGACGUGGAGGAGGCUGGCCACGCUGGUGCUCCGCAGGAGGCGUACGAGGACGUGGAGGAGGCUGGCCGCGCUGGUGCUCUGCAGGAGGCGUACGAGGACGUGGAGGAGGCUUGCCGCGCUGGUGCUCCGCAGGAGGCGUACGAGGACGUGGAGGAGGUUGGCCACGCUGGUGCUCCGCAGGAGGCGUACGAGGACGUGGAGGAGGCUUGCCGCGCUGGUGCUCCGCAGGAGGCGUACGAAGACGUGGAGGAGGCUUGCCGCGCUGGUGCUCCGCAGGAGGCGUACGAGGACGUGGAGGAGGCUUGCCGCGCUGGUGCUCCGCAGGAGGCGUACGAGGACGUGGAGGAGGCUGGCCACGCUGGUGCUCCGCAGGAGGCGUACGAGGACGUGGAGGAGGCUGGCCACGCUGGUGCUCCGCAGGAGGCGUACGAGGACGUGGAGGAGGCUUGCCGCGCUGGUGCUCCGCAGGAGGCGUACGAGGACGUGGAGGAGGCUGGCCGCGCUGGUGCUCCGCAGGAGGCGUACGAGGACGUGGAGGAGGUUGGCCACGCUGGUGCUCCGCAGGAGGCGUACGAGGACGUGGAGGAGGUUGGCCACGCUGGUGCUCCGCAGGAGGCGUACGAGGACGUGGAGGAGGCUUGCCGCGCUGGUGCUCCGCAGGAGGCGUACGAGGACGUGGAGGAGGUUGGCCACGCUGGUGCUCCGCAGGAGGCGUACGAGGACGUGGAGGAGGCUUGCCGCGCUGGUGCUCCGCAGGAGGCGUACGAGGACGUGGAGGAGGUUGGCCACGCUGGUGCUCCGCAGGAGGCGUACGAGGACGUGGAGGAGGCUGGCCACGCUGGUGCUCCGCAGGAGGCGUACGAGGACGUGGAGGAGGCUGGCCACGCUGGUGCUCCGCAGGAGGCGUACGAGGACGUGGAGGAGGCUGGCCGCGCUGGUGCUCCGCAGGAGGCGUACGAGGACGUGGAGGAGGCUGGCCACGCUGGUGCUCCGCAGGAGGCGUACGAGGACGUGGAGGAGGCUGGCCGCGCUGGUGCUCCGCAGGAGGCGUACGAGGACGUGGAGGAGGUUGGCCGCGCUGGUGCUCCGCAGGAGGCGUACGAGGACGUGGAGGAGGCUUGCCGCGCUGGUGCUCCGCAGGAGGCGUACGAGGACGUGGAGGAGGCUGGCCACGCUGGUGCUCCGCAGGAGGCGUACGAGGACGUGGAGGAGGCUGGCCACGCUGGUGCUCCGCAGGAGGCGUACGAGGACGUGGAGGAGGCUUGCCGCGCUGGUGCUCCGCAGGAGGCGUACGAGGACGUGGAGGAGGCUGGCCACGCUGGUGCUCCGCAGGAGGCGUACGAGGACGUGGAGGAGGCUGGCUGCGCUGGUGCUCCGCAGGAGGCGUACGAGGACGUGGAGGAGGCUGGCCACGCUGGUGCUCCGCAGGAGGCGUACGAGGACGUGGAGGAGGUUGGCCGCGCUGGUGCUCCGCAGGAGGCGUACGAGGGUGUGGAGGAGAGCACCGACGCUGCUGAGCCGCUGUGGGGCUACGAAAGCUGUGAUGGUGUUAGCGGUGUGUUGGUUUGGGAGCCUGGUAUGCAGAGGUGGGAUGAUUUUGGUGUUGUAGGAAUGCCUGAAUUCGGUGGUGAUGUGGAGAGCGGAAGGAGUGCGAUCGACUGUGUCCGGAAAGAUGGCUACCGAUGCGGGGCACCGGAAGUUGUUUAUGAUGAGAGCGGCAAUGUUGUAGACGUGUGUGUUUGGUUUCCGGAUUUAACGCUUGAUGCUGGAGCGGAGGAGAGUGGGGUAGGGGAGGUUUUCACGGAGACUUGCGGAUUGUGGCGUUCAGUGGUUACGUCUAGUAAGCAGUUGUUGAGGGGCCCGAGAUGGCGUCAGCACUUGGUGUCGUGUGCUCCACGGAUACGGGAGUUGGUGAUUGCGGAUGUGAGUGCUAUGCUGGACUGUUCCGCGGCAUGUGUUCGCAAUGUGCGGCUUUACGCCGCUAGUGCUGCUGCAGCUAGUGGUGAGAUUGCCGCAGUUGGCAGAAUGGAGGAUGACAUACUGUGCAUUGAACUAGGCAUUAUUCAAGAGGCUACGGUGGCACUGCACCCGCUAGGCGGGGUGCAGUUCCUGCUCGAUAGCUGCAGUUUUCCUUAUCUUCAACAAUGGCGGCGUAGUCGCGACCAGUUGGAGUGUAAGCGUGAGGGCGUGGCGCACGGAUCACUUUCUCCGCUCUCGAAAGUGGCGGCGCUAUUCACCAACAUGGAAGGCGACGAGAGGAGUGGCAGGGCGCAGGGGGUGGAGCUGCAGUUGUGGGCGUACUCCACUAAGGGCGCGGCGGCAAGAUUCAGGGGGCGUUCUGUUGUGAAACGACUCCCAUUGCCAUCAGCGCGGGUGGUCUACCAGCCGGAGCGGCGAAACUGUAGCGAGGGCAGUCUUGGCUCACUCUCCUAUUUGGAGCAAGAGACGGUUCUGUCUGAUCCCACAGACGGUGCCUCAUCAGGCAGGUUGGUGGAAUCGGCCCUGCGGGGGAAGGUCCACACAUGCAAACUUCCUGCAUCCGCGCAUGCUGCACGAGGACCACUGCCGACACUGCCGGUGCCAUCGAUGCCUUUGCAGAUGGCGACACCGUCUGGUAUUGAGGAAAUCAUAAAGCAGGAGAAGGAGAAGGCCCGCAACUUGAUAGCCACCCGUCCCGUUGCUACCCCGCUCACAGUGCCUGCAGAGACACUCGCGAUGACGUCGCAGCCCACUGAGAUGGCGGGCUUGCCGAAGGAGGCAGUGCAGAAGGCAAACCCAAGGGGCUUUUUUUCUUCUGGGAAGCGUACACACAUGUGA